Molecule: messenger RNA, 8326 nt
Organism: Lytechinus variegatus (green sea urchin)
Lineage: Eukaryota; Metazoa; Echinodermata; Echinoidea; Temnopleuroida; Toxopneustidae
Product: DNA topoisomerase I, mitochondrial-like
Exons: 18
Coding region: 114-2957 (947 amino acids)
Biological process (GO): DNA replication; DNA topological change; chromosome segregation
Cellular component (GO): chromosome; nucleolus
Molecular function (GO): DNA binding; DNA topoisomerase type I (single strand cut, ATP-independent) activity
Source: RefSeq, a predicted model, not a curated record
GGGCGUUUUUGAGACCACGCGCAUGCGCUCUGUAAAAAGUUCGAUACUUUGCCAUUUUUCUGCGAUCCUCAUCCGCCAUAACGUGGAAAUUGGUUAGACAAAGAAUCACCAAAAUGAGUUCGAAAGUGGACAAAAUAAAGUCUGACAACCAUUCUAGCAGCAGCCCGGCCAAGAAACCAUUAUCAAAUAGUCAUAACACUUCCAGUUCGAAGCAUAAAGACCCUAAUGCCAAGCCCAGUUCCAAGUCAAAAGAAGGGGCUGUCAAGGUCAUAUUGCUCAGUGAUGGCACCAAGAUUAAAACAAUGCCAGACGGGAGCAAGAUCAAGGUUAUGCCUGAUGGCCGCAAGUUUAAGAUGAAGCCUCCGACCUCAUCCUCAGCCCCAAAGCAGAAUAAUAGUUCACAUUCCAGCCGGCCGAAUUCUGGAUCCCCACCACCCAAACCGACAUCAAAUUCAUCCAGACCAGAUAAACCACCGCAGAAGCCAUCGCACAAUGAUAGCAUUAGCAAGUCAAAAGAAGACGGAAGGCCUAAAGAGGCACCCAAGCCGAGUAGCUCCAGUAUGCGCCCAAAAGAGAAAUUGGCCUCAUCCAAAGACAUCAACUCAAAGCAUAAAGAUCUUUCUUCUUCAAAGCACAAUUCCAAACAUUCUUCUUCACCCAAGCCGAAGGUCGAGAUCAAGAGGGAGAAGCCUGAGAUAAAAGAAGAAGUUGCCAGUCCACCUAGAAUUAAAGAAGAAAUUAAGAGUCCUGAGAAAUACAUCAAGAAGGAAACAAGCCCUGUGAAGUCUGUGAAAAAAGAAUCUUUGAGUGAAGAAGAUGGGGAUGAAGAUGAAGAUGUACCUUUGAACCAGCGAUUUGAUGAUAGCAUCAAAUCAGAACGCUCAGAGUCUAGGAGAUCAAGUAAGAGGCCACAUUAUGCUGAAGAUGAUGAGGAUGAAGAUGAGGAGGACGAUGAUGUCCCCCUGUCAGAAAGGAAAGGGUCUGCAAAGAAGGUAAAGCAUGAAGAGCCUGUCAAGAAAAGUUCCAGCAAGAAAAGGAAGUAUGAAGAGAGUGAGGAGGAGUAUAGUGCAGGGGAAGAUGAUGAGGAUGAUUACAAACCUUUGGCCAAGCAAAAGAAACAAGAAAAAUCCAAAUCUAAGACAAAAACGAAAGACACCAAGCCAGCCAAAAAGGAUAAGAAAGAUAAGAAGGGAAAAGGAGCUAAAGAAGAAGUGAAGGAGAAGAAAGGAGGAAGGAAAAAGAAAGAGGAAGAGCAACAAGAGGUUUGGGAAUGGUGGAAGGAGACCCCACAUCCAGAAGGAGUCAAAUGGAUGUUCCUGGAGCACAAAGGACCUCUGUUUGCUCCACCCUAUGAACCUCUGCCUAGCUCUGUCAAAUUCUUCUAUGAUGGAAAGGAGAUGAAGCUUAGUGAAGAGGCAGAGGAAGUGGCUGGAUUCUAUGCCCGUAUGAUUGAACAUGAUUACACCACCAAAGAUGUCUUCAAUAAAAACUUCUUUAAGGACUGGAAAAAGGUGAUGAAUGCGGAAGAGGUGGCUAUUAUCAAGGAUCUGAAAAAGUGCAACUUCAAACAAAUACAUGCCUAUUAUCAGAGGAAAUCAGAAGAAAGGAAAGCUAUGAGCAAAGAAGAGAAACAAGAAAUCAAGAAAAAGAAUGAAGAGAUCCAAAAGGAGUAUGGCUUCUGCUCUUUCGAUGGUCACAAAGAGAAGAUCGGCAACUUCAGGGUGGAGCCUCCCAGUUUGUUCCGAGGUCGUGGUGAACACCCGAAGCAGGGCAAGCUGAAGAAGAGAAUAGUGCCAGAAGAUGUCAUCAUCAACUGUAGCAAGGAUUCUCAAUGGCCAGUUCCCCCAGAGGGUCAUAAAUGGAAGAAGGUUAUGCAUGAUAACUCUGUGACUUGGUUAGCUUCAUGGACUGAAAACAUUCAAGGUGCUAUCAAGUAUGUUAUGUUGAACCCCAGCUCUAGAAUAAAGGGAGAGAAGGAUUGGGCAAAGUAUGAAGUAGCUAGGAAGCUGAAGGAAUCUGUAGACAGGAUUAGAAAUGAGUACCGUGAAGACUGGAAGAGUAAAGAAAUGAGAGUCAGACAACGUGCUGUUGCCUUAUAUUUCAUAGACAAGCUUGCAUUGAGAGCUGGUAAUGAGAAGGAAGAAGGUGAGACAGCAGAUACUGUUGGUUGUUGCUCCCUAAGGGUAGAGCACAUUGAACUCUUUGAGGAGCUCGACGGCCAGGAGUUUGUGGUUAAGUUUGAUUUUUUGGGUAAAGAUUCCAUCAGAUACGAGAACUCUGUACCCGUGGAGAAGAGGGUCUUCAAGAAUUUGAAGCUGUUCAUGGAGAACAAGAAGGGAGAGGACAACCUAUUUGAUCGACUCAACACUGGUAUCCUCAACAAGUACCUUCAGGAGCUGAUGGAGGGCCUUACUGCCAAGGUUUUCAGGACUUUCAAUGCUUCCUUCACCCUGCAGAAUCAACUUCAUGAGCUUACGGAUGCUGAUGACACAGUCACUGCUAAAAUGCUGUCUUACAAUCGAGCCAACCGUGCCGUGGCAGUGCUGUGUAACCAUCAGCGCGCUGCACCCAAAACCUUUGACAAGCAGAUGGAGAACCUCCAGGAAAAGAUCACCAAAAAGCAACAGGACAUCAAGGAAGCUCGCAAGGGGCUGAAAGCCAUCAAGAGCGAGUAUAAGAAUAGCCGUAAUGAGAAAUUGAAAUUAGCCUUGGAGAAAAAACAGAAGCAAGUUGAACGUCUAGAGGAUCAGCUUGCUAAACUGGAGAUGAAAGCUACAGACAAGGAGGAGAACAAGGAGAUUGCCUUGGGAACCUCCAAACUCAACUACUUAGAUCCAAGGAUAUCAGUGGCAUGGACCAAGAAAUGGGAUGUGCCUAUUGAGAAAGUGUACAACAGAACUCAACGAGACAAAUUCCGAUGGGCCAUCGAUAUGGCUGGAGCAGACUUUGUAUUUUAAUCCUAGUUUUUAACUUUUAUUUCUCUUUGUAUAUUUAAUAUUAAGGAUCUUGUACUGACAGUAUUCACAAAGCUUCAACUGCCACCACAUAGUUGAAGUGUGAGUGUUGUAUUGUUUUGCUCUGUUCAAAAUCUUAUCCUGGACUGCUUUGCUCAUUAGCUGCUUCAGUAAGUAUAUGUAUAUGGUCAUGAAAUAAUAUAUUAGCAAUUAAUUUGUAUCAUUUCACAUGCACAUGACACUCUAUCAAAUCCUACAGAAAAUAACCUGUGAUAUUAAGGUAAAUGUUUCACAUUGGACUUGUCAAGUAAGGGCUUUCGAAGGUAUGUUUUAUUGUCACAUGUUCAGUUUGUGGUUAGGCAAGUGAUUCGCAAUUAUUAAGCAAUGCUUGGUGAAUACUGUCAGUACCACAUUGUGUAAGUUGAUCAUGAUGUUUUUUAGCAGAGUCAUUUUCGAGGGAUUUUUUUUUGUGUGUGGUUUAUUUCACUGUGAUGAUAUGAUGUCAAUGUGACAAUUAGCAAAUAAUGUUGACCUGAUUGGAGCUAUAGUAUAACUCUUUCUUCGGUCUAAUGAUUUUAAUGACAGCACGUUCGGCAAGUAUCCUAUGUCAGUAUUUUUGUGGUGAGAGAUGAAGGGAAUAUUAUGCACUCUGGAGCCCUUUGCAGAAAGAUUUUGCAAUGGAACGCAACCAAGAAAAUCAAAUGCAACUUAUCUUUUAACCAAUGAAAUGUGUGAAUUAAGGAGGAGUGUUUGAUUUUUUUUUUAGUUUUGAUUACACACGACUCCUUCUGCAAUGGGCUUCUAGUAUGGACAGCUGGCAGUGUAAUAAUCUAGUAGAUGACUAGUCCAGAGUCCAUGUCUUAAACACAGGAACAUGAUGAUAAAUCAUAUGCUUAAGCAUAUGCCCUCAUUAGGAGCACCACAGGUUAGGAUGUGAUAUUGACAAAUCAAGAUGUUGUUGGCUUUCCAUAAUUAAGACAUGGGUUUGAAUCUGUCACAUUCUAUAACAGCAAGAUGGGGCCUUGCCUAUGGAUCGAUUUUUCAACUGUGAAUGCCUGCAACCAUCAUUGAUCCUGUGUGAAAUUUGACAGGUGAAAAACUCAUAGUGGGUGUUGCAAGAAAAUAUUUGCAAUCAAUCGCAAAUAUUCUUUUGCAAUUGAUUGAUCACUUUUAGCUACAGCAAAUCAGAUUACACUCCUUGUUUCUUGGAGCAGAUUAGCAAUCAAUCGCAAAUUUAUAAUUAAUUGCACGGCAUAUGCUAGAUUUCGGGCACGAAAAUAGACUUGCAAUUGAUCGCAAGUUUCUUGCAACACCCCGUUUGUGGAUGUUGCAUGAAAAUAUUUACAAUCAGUUGCAAUUUUUUUGUUGAAAUUGUACAAUCAAUAGUUCAACUUGAGCUGUAGCAAAUCAGUUCACACUCCUUGGUCCAAGAGGAAGCUCAGCAAUCGAUUGCAAAUUUUCAAUUGAUUCCAAAACAUUGAUUUGGGGAUCCUAAAUAGAUAUUAUUUGAUCAUGAGUUUCUUGCAAUGCCCCAUUAGGUUAUCAGCUCUCAGGCUCUGUAUGAAAGACAGUGAAUAUUGGUAGGCCCACAGCUUUAGAGAGGGCAUGUAAGAACACCUCCAGAUAUCAAGUCUGAACAUCUGGUAGUGCUCUUGGUGUGUGUUCCAAGUAGCUGUAGGGCUUCUAAUCCUAAUAAUUAACCUGCUUACAAAUUUCUUUUUUUUAAAUAGGCUUGAGACUGACACAUCAAGGCUCUUGUAAUAGGGUUGAUUCAAUAUUAGCCAUGCAUUAAGUAGAGAUUUUACAUAUGACUUAAAAGUCCUUUCUGCAUGUGUCACUAUCAGGGAGAUAGUCAUCUUAGAAAAUAAUUAUACACCGUAGAUCUAUUCAAUCAUGCUCCUGAAAUAGAGUUACCAAAUUGACUGGAAUAUUGGACCAUGAACUCCCAUUUCAUUGAACAUUUAUGCGGAAUCUGAUUUACUAUUUAUUUGUGUGUGAGGAGAAAAGGGUAGCAUUCCACCGUAGUACUGAGAUAGAGAUGUGCAGAGAAAUAAAUUCUGCUCAUUGUGUUUGAUCAGGGAAGAGUGUUAGGUGAAAGUUCUUUUGGUGGACAUCUCUGUUCAUUUUCGUUGAUAAAACACAGUAUUGAUAUGGCCAGUAGGAACUGCAUGAAGAGUAACCAAGCUUUUCACAUCCAACCAACUCAAAAUUACAACAAACUCAAUGUAUUUUUAAUUUGGAAAGCUUUGCAUAUUUAACUCUCUUCAGCCUUUUAAAGUUAAAUGUGAAAACCAAGAUAUAAAUAUUGAUUUAAGUAGACCAGUUUACUAUGAAUUUAAAACUUAUUUCUUUGACUAAAACUGGAGGCUUAGCAUAAGACCUGGUAGAGAAUUCUUUACUGCAAUUCAUGCACAAGUCAUGCCUCUUCAAAAAGUCUUUCAAAUUUACUGAAGUUAAUGAAUUCCCGCACCAUUUUGUAGAUUUUUGCCCCCCCCCCCAUGGUGAAUGUAUGACUGGUUGUAAUGGAAAUAUUUAUCCCCAAAAGUGCAAAACAACAUAAGAUAAUGCAGAAAUGGUAAUAUUAAUAUUUGCCCACACAGAUGGGCUAUUUCCUCAAAAUACUACAUUGCUGUAUUUUGUAUGUAGUAAAGUAAAUUGUGUAGCUGUCUGAUAUGACAGUGAUAUUGUAAUAUUGUGCCAUUUGAAUUUAAAUGAAUAGAUGAUAAUCAUUGGGUCCUCGAUAUGUCACCUCUCAAUAUUUCACAAAGAAACUUAUUUUAUUGUUUCCUGACAAGAAACCUACCUUAAACUAUUCACAAGAAUCUAAAGAUUGAUAAGAAGCCUUAAUAUUGUGAAUCCCACCUAUUGCACCUUUAACAUAUAUGUUGGCCAUAGCUGAAUAAACAUUGACAAUCAUUCAUCAGGAUGAUAUAUUUAUAUCUUAGUAGUAUGAUUUUACAGCUUGUAAUAUCAUGUACGCAAUAUCAUGCAGCCUUAGAAAGGAACAAGUCAACUCUGGUAUGAAGGAAUCGGUGAAAAAAUUGAGAUUAUAUUAUGUAAACUGUAGCAUCAUUGAAACUGAAUUGUCGUGCCGGAGAAGAGUAUUCAUUGAAAAAUAUCCUGCCUUAUCAAAAGAGAUUUUUAUGAUUUCAUAUUUUCAUGAUUUUGUAAUAUUUAUUUAUGUGUUUACAAUCAGUGUGGCUUUACAAAAAGUUCAUGUUAGAGAAGGAAUAGUGAAUCAUUAUGAUUAGUUAUGACUUCAUUUUAUUUAGUGAUAUUACUUUUGUGCUUUAUGUUGCUGAAGAAUAUUUUUAUGUUGCCUAGUCUUAACCUUUUUUAAAGCAUAAUUCUUUUAUUUUAUGAAAAAUUAAUUCAUUAAUGGUUUAAUUCAUGCUCAUGAUUUUUUCAAAGCUUUUUUGUUUGAAUAUAUAUUAUUUUCAAUUAAUUUGGAUUUGUAUUGCUCUACGUAGUAGUAAGCCAUGGGCAUUUUUAUCUCUUGUUUGUGUUUUAGUGUGUCAGCCUCCAUCAGGUUGUAAGUGUACGAGUAUAAGACCAAAAGUUUCAGGGAAUCCUCCUUGGUGCGUAAAUUGGAUGAUUUCAAAUUCGGUGUUGGUGUUAAAAGCACAAUUCAGAUUUCCAUCUCUAGCUUUGACCGACACCUGCUGUGAGUUUAUUAUAUCCAAAUUAUGUUAUUAAUAGAUUCUGAGGUUAAUCCCAUGAACUACUUGAUUUCAAUUUUGUCUCUAUGGGGGGGGGGCUUGGGUGGAGCAAAAAUGCAGUUUGACCCUUUUUGGUCAGGAUUUACAAAUAGACAACAACACCAAAGGUUACCACCGAAUUUGACAUCACCCAUUCUGUCUCCAGUCUGAUUUUACCCAUAUCGAUAAGAAAAGAAUAACGAAAGGCAAACAAAAGAAAAUCGCCAUGAUGUAUCAAAAGAAAUUUAACAAGUGUGAAGUAAACUGAAAUGUAGGGCGAUCUUGAAAUGAGUAUGAGAAAUGUGGCAGCCAAUUUGAUGUAAUUCUCUCAUGUUUUUAUCCCUAGAGUGUAAGAAUAACAUGCUGACUGCCAUUCAAUAAUAUUGUUAAGAAUGAUAUUUUUAUACAGAAAAGUGGUCAUUUGAUUGUAGUGAGACAGCAUGAAGAUUCUGUCUUGCUUCAAUGCCCUUUGUGCUUGGAACAUGCACAUGAGGCAUGUAGAAUCAGUAUUUUGAUGUUGUAGUUCAUAUUAGUAUGCACUCUUUAUAGUAGUAUUGAAUGUGUAGGUCUCAACCAUAGUGCUUUGUGAAUUGUAUGUUGAAUGUCAGAAGCUUUAAUUCAUCACCACAUGAUCCAUUAUCAAAAGGAUGAAAUAUAAAACCCCCCAUACAUGACUGAAUGCAUUGUAUUUGACAUCAGGGUUGUGAGUGAGUGAGAUUUCAUUUUAUAUGGUCAGUUACUGUAAAGUUUCUUAUAUUAUUACUGAAUUUGUACUUAUUACCUCACUGCAAAAUGUAGGGUAAUGUUACAAGAGACUGUGUAUUGUGUACUGUAUUAUUUAAAGAUGAAUUUUCAUUCUAGUCACAAAUGAAACAUAUUUUAACUCCAGAUUUUGGUUUGCUUUUUAAUAGUAAAAAAUGUUGUAAUUGGCCGUCUUUCUUUUGUAAAAAUCCUUAAGAUUCCCCCUUUCAGUCUUAUAUACCCAAGUGAUUUAUGGCCUUACAAAUAUUUAUCAAAGCUAAGCCUAACACAAGUGCAGAUUUGAAAUUGCUGGUAGAAAGGGUAGAAUAGAUACACUUCCCUCUUCAGUAUCUCUCUUUCUUUAUUUUUAUCAUACACCUUUGAACAUACAUUGAUACUUAUUUACAAAAUACCUGCAGCAUCAAAUACUUCUGAUAGAUUAUAGGUAUAUUUUAAUGCACUUUUGCAGUGAGGUGACGACUGUUUGUUUAGUUUUAUAUCAAAUGUGGCAGAGAUGUGAUGUAGCCCCUUGCCAAAACAUUGUAAAAUAAAGAGAACUAAUAUACUUCAUGUAACGUAUGUAUUGACAUUCGCAUGUGUCUUCAAUUUUUCUAAGAAAAACAAUGUGGAGAUUAUGUCUUUGUUUCAAUAAUAUCAUUACCCCUUAUGGUAGUAAUAAUGUAGUCGUUCAACGCCUUUUUGGAUUUUUUUUCCCAUUGAAUUUUCUUAUCAAUUUGAGUAAUAAAAUCUUGUGGAAUAUCUGUAUUGAUAAUGGAAUGUGAUUGAUCAGAAGAGGUUUUGGAUGUACUUUGUGAUGGAUAUUUUAUGCAAUGUUGAUUCUAUUUUUAUGUACAUUAACUAUGUGUCCACUUCUUCAGAGGGAUUGUCAUUGUUUUAUUUUUCUCCCUUUGGAUUGAUUAUUAUGAUAAAGAC